Molecule: messenger RNA, 5200 nt
Organism: Mugil cephalus (flathead mullet)
Lineage: Eukaryota; Metazoa; Chordata; Actinopteri; Mugiliformes; Mugilidae
Gene: snx29
Product: sorting nexin 29
Exons: 21
Coding region: 418-2922 (834 amino acids)
Molecular function (GO): phosphatidylinositol binding
Source: RefSeq, a predicted model, not a curated record
GUGACCUCGCCACUGCUCUGUCAGUCUUUUUCGCAGUGUCACAGGCUUGAAACCGAAACAUUUAUUUCGCAGACGCUCCACCACACUUUACACAGGUGGUUUAAAUGUUCUCAAACUACACUCCGACUCGGGCCCAGUGCUCCUCGUCUGUUUAUUAGCCCGGCUGAAACUCCUACAUGUCGGCGUGUGUUAGACUCGCAGCCCCGGCGCUUCUCCGGCAGGCCUCGCUGUUCACCGAGUGAGCAUCUGUCCUCACGCCGCGGUUGGGUGGGUCCAGCUCGGCCACAGAGGCAGCAUGGACCCGGUGCAUCGCUAGCCUCCAACUCUUUGUGAUUAAAAGCUACGGAGAGGGAUGAGCCAUACGGGAGGUGAACUGUUUAGCUUCGACCUCGCUGCUAUCUGACUUUGGCUGUCAGAAUGAACGGCACUCAGCAGAGUGAUACAAAGAGGCAGAACCUCCUGGAGAGGCUGCUGGACGCUGUCAAACAGUGCCAAAUCCGCUUUGGAGGAAGGAAAGAGAUCGCCACGGACUCAGACAGCAGGGUGAUCUGUCUGUGCGCCCAGUUUGAGGCGGUGCUGCAGCACGGUCUGAGGAAGAGCAGAGGCCUGGCCCUGACAGCGGCUGCUCUGAAGCAGGCCGCGGGCUUCAGCAGCAGGACUGAAGCAGAGUUGACUUUCUGGUUCUAUGUGAAGGAGCACUUAAACCGCCACGAGCUGCAGCGCUUCUACUCCCUACGCCACAUCUCCUCAGAGCUCGGCCGGGGUCGCGCCUGGCUGCGCUGCGCCCUCAACGAGCACUCUCUGGAGCGCUACCUGCACACUCUGCUGGCUGACCGCCCACGCCUGGGGACUUACUAUGAAGACUGGGCUUUUAUUCUGGACGAGGAGAGAGCCAGUAUGCUGCCCACCAUGGCUGCUGGUUUGAACUCCAUCCUCUUCGCCAUCAACAUCGACAACAACGACCUGAACGGCGGGGUGACGCGAGGCGGCUCCUCGGUGUCCCACCUCCUCAAGGAGUCGACGCAGGGCAUCGGCAGCCUGUGGAAGGAGUCGACUCAGGGGGUGAGCAGCCUGCUGCGAGAGAUCAGCACCGCCACGGCCGUGGUGCCCGGCUUCACCCCCAGAGCGGACGGUGCCUCGGACCCGCUGCCCGUCGUGCCGCGCAGCACCUCUGCUGACUCGGGCCUGAAGAAGGAGCGCCGGAGGAAAAAGAAGAUCACCAACAUCAUUUCCUUCGACGACGACCUGGACGGAGGAGCCGAGGACGAGGAGGAGGGGGAGGAGGACGCCCAGAAGAUCGGCGCGAUGAGGAAGAGCCACACCGCCCCCGCUCAGAGCAGCGUGGAGGAAGGGAUAGACCCGCUGGAGCCGGCGUUCUCCGAGUCGCCCGCCCAGAACGGCCUUUCUGAGCCCGGGAUCGUCAGCUGGGUGGGGUCCCCGCACGCCUGCCGCACGCCUCCCUUACCUACGCCUCCUCUGCCUGACAGUAAGAGCGUGGACAACGAGGAGGAAGAGGAAGAGGAGGAGAUGUACAAACCCAGAGCACACACCCAGGAGGAGGACAAGGUCACCUCUGAUCAAGUGGUGGUGGGCAGUCUGUCCAGCGUGUCCACGUGGAGUCCCCUCCAGGUCAUGGCCGACCACCGAAGCUCGGAUAUCCUCAUUCCCCUGAACCCUUCAGACUCUCAGCCAGUGAGCUCUGUGGAAGACACGGCCGCGUUUCCAGUUCAGUGUGACUCAACGGGAUCAGUGGGAAACUCUGAGAACGCCGCAUCGCAGCUGACUUUCAACAUGGAGUCCAGUCCACCCAUUCAGUCUGCUCCACUCUCCAACGCGCUGCCAACAUCUGGUCUGCCAGAGACCAUGACAGUGGUGGAGCUCCGCCAGGCCAUUGUCGCCAUGAUGAACAGGAAGGAUGAGCUGGAGGAGCAAAACACGUCUCUCCGCAGCCUGCUGGAUGGGGAGAUGGAGCACUCGGCGGGCCUGAGGCAGGAGACUGAUCUGCUCAGGAGGAAGCUGUCCGAGCUGGAGGAGAGACACUCGGCCAAGGUCCAGGCACUGGCGAGGGAGAAUGAGGUCCUCAAGGUCCAGCUGAAGAAGUAUGUGGGGGCGGUGCAGAUGCUGAAGAGAGAGGGAAGCCAAGGCAAUGACGCCCUGUCAGUGUUGCAGUCGAAUGAAGACCAGGCCCCUGUCCCGCAGAACAAGUUCAUGGGUGACAUUGAGGAGCUGGCCGCCAGCUAUGAACGCAAACUGAUCGAGGUCGCCGAGAUGCACGGCGAGUUGAUAGAGUUUAAUGAGCGCCUGUACCGCUCGCUCAUGGCCAAAGACCAUCUCAUUGUCCAGAUGAGACAGGAACUCAUUGACCUGAGAGGACCGGUUCCAGGUGAUUUAAGCCAAACCUCAGAUGACCCCAGCCUGUCAGAUUUUGAGACGGCUCAUCGCGCUCUCAUCAACGUGUGGAUCCCCUCUGUGUUCCUGCAGGGCAGAGCUGCCAACGCCUACCACGUCUAUCAGGUGUACAUCCGCAUCCUGGACAAUGAAUGGAAUGUGUACAGACGUUACACCGAGUUCAGAGAGCUCCACAACCACCUGAGAAGCCAGUUUCCUCAGGUGGACGCCUUCAGCUUCCCACCCAAGAAAGCCCUAGGAAACAAGGAUGCCAAGUUCGUGGAGGAGAGGCGGAAGCAGCUGCAGGGCUACCUUCGCACGGUGAUGAACAAACUGAUCCAGGCGCUGCCGGAGUUCACAGCCCACCCCUCCAAAGAGACCCUGCUGUCUCUGCUGCCUUUCUGUCAAGACACACCACAGGCCAACGACGGCGGAGCCAAGACGCCCCGAUCCAGAACCUCGUCCCGCUUCCCCAGACUGGGCCGCAACCGCAACCAGGAAGCCAGACCUGAGCCCCAGAGCGGUGACCUUUAACCCCGCAGCCUUAGAACUGACGAUGUCUGUGUAGGCUGACAGUUUUCCAGUGUGUCUGGACUGUGACACGCUCAGGCUCACCGUGUGUGAGGACAUUCGGGGUCGUCUGAUGGACCUUAAAAGUGUUACGGAUGAGAAGUCUCAGUCGAGGGAUGGACAUGGAUGAGUUCGCGUUGCAGGGCUCUCUUCGAGAAUAUGUAAAUGUUUCUGUGUGUUGUCCAGCUGGGUGAAGGUUCAAUGACUCCCCCCACACACCCCACCCCCUCGAGGCUGCUUAUCGAUGGACCCAAUCAUACAGCACCUCUUACCUCACUGAGAGACCAAAAGACUCCUUAAACUGCACAUGGACUCGUCUGGCCAUCUCUCCGUCAUCUCAAACACACUGAGGUGAUGGAUGGGGACAUACUUUUUUUUUUUUUUUUUUUUUCUUAUUUUUGUAGUAAAAGUGGAUCAUGGUCACAGUGCCUACAGUGUUUUGUAGCUGCUUUCCUGCUCUGGGUCAGGAGGGAAGGGUAUGUGAAGAGGUGAAGAUCGGGGUUAAAAAAAAAAACAAAAAACAAUUCUUCUCUUUGGGAACAAGUGUUUUUCAGUUAAGGUGCCAUUACAUUUUUUUUUAGACGACAGUGAUCCACAAUCACGGGUGUGGACCACCAGACAGCGGGCAUUCCUUUUUCCUACUUCUGUUGUUACUGUGGCUUUUAUAAAUAACCUGCAGACAGUUUAAGAUAUCUCAAUGUCACCAGGGAUACAGACAUGAUAAAAAAUCUGUUUAAAAUUCCACACAGUAUGCUAGGAAAGCUUCGGGGUUCACCUCGCUUGAUAAAACCUUAACAACUCAGGGACUGUGUAAAAAUUAUUGUGAUAAAAGAGGUGACUUAGACACACUGGUAAUAUAUCUCAAAAUAUAGCGCGGCUUGUAUUCCAUUAACAUGGAACAUUUUAAAUAUACAAAAAGUACAAGGCAGUGUAACAUGCAGGAUAUUUCUGUCUCAGUGCAAACUAAAGUGACUGUUAGUAGAGGGUUAUCAGAGAUGUGGUAAACAUUUAACACAUAUCAGUAAAGAUCCAUUUAUAUUUAUGUUGCGUGACAUAUCGACAUAUUGUCUGGCUGUCUUAAAAUAUAAAAACAAGAAAUAUGAAGAAGGGUAUGGUGAAGAAUACUUCUAAUUAUUUUCCUUGAGUGUCCCCCAGCUCCACUUUUUUCUACUUGCGCUAAUAAUUUUUGGACAGUCCCUUAUUGAGAGAGGUCUUAAAUUCUUAAGUGUCCCCAUCUUUCCACAUAUCCAACUCAAAUUCAAAUACCUGUUGUGAAAUACUGUUGAGAAGAAAGAAAUCACCAUUAUGGGUAAGCUGUCUUAUGGGCGAGUUACCCCCCACCACUGCAUCGAUUAAAUAUGGGUCUUCACCAAAGGUCGGCUGGCUGUACUGCAAAAUUCAAUGUUUAUUGAUUGUUUGGCUGGUGUGUCUUAGCAGGAUUUAAUGCAGCAUUAUGUUGCAAAUGAAUGUUUAAAAAAAAAAAAAAUGACUGAACACUUGAAAGCUGCUUGUCUGAGUCCAAGGAGAGGGCUGCUGAGCAUCAAGUGUGUGUAAAACCGAGGCUCAUGCAUAUGUAUGCAUUACCCGAGAAUAGGCAGUGGCCGCGUUCAAACGAGGCGUGAUUGUGUUAGAAAGGCUUCGUGAAACUUGAAUCAAAGGGUCGGCUCGCGAGGCGGUAAACACUGUUCACCGUCCCUGAUGGGAGUUGAACAAACAAGGCUUGUAAUUAAAAGUUGUUGUUCUCACACAGAAAUGACCCUCGCACGUAUUGAGCCACUGGUAAACACUGCACAAUGUCGUCAGGAAACUCUCACGAGGAAGCCAUCAAUUAAAGAUUUUUGUCAGACUUCCUGGGGCCUUUUACACAAUGAGAUCAGAUCACGUUUGGUCAGGUGACGAGACAUCAAGCCAGAGAGGAUAUUUUAAUCUUUUUUUUUUUAAAAAAAACAAAACAAAUUUGAUACAUAUUUUUUUUCUCAGUUUCACAUGUGGCGCUGCUAUUGCAUUCUGUCUAUAACAUGUAUUGUAACUUAAACACAAAUUUCUAUCAUGACUAUUCUCUACUGUCUUACAUGGAAACUGGAAAUGAUGGUAUUUUAGGUUUAGCUCUGCCUUAUAUGCAUUAGAAAAAUCAGCCAACGGGAUCAUACGACUGUAUACUCUGUACAACUCUGGCAAACAACGGUGUCACAUAGUCUCUACAUUAUUACAAUAAAGUAGCCUUUUCAUUGAUAACGGUGAA